Messenger RNA from Elephantulus edwardii (Cape elephant shrew), 1437 nucleotides. It is a transcript of the gene WARS1, whose product is annotated as tryptophanyl-tRNA synthetase. Gene Ontology annotation, cellular component: cytoplasm. The coding region runs from base 3 to 1430 and encodes 475 amino acids. Gene Ontology annotation, molecular function: tryptophan-tRNA ligase activity; ATP binding. The transcript is spliced from 10 exons. The record is from RefSeq and is a predicted model, not a curated record. Gene Ontology annotation, biological process: tryptophanyl-tRNA aminoacylation. NCBI's taxonomy places the organism in Eukaryota, Metazoa, Chordata, Mammalia, Macroscelidea, Macroscelididae.
AAAUGACGGACGUGGCCAACGGCGAGCCACCGACGUCCCCGCUGGACCUGUUCAACAGCAUAGCCGCGCAAGGGGAGCUCGUGAGGACCCUCAAGGCCAAGAAGGCCUCCAAGGAUGAAAUCGAUGAUGCAGUCAAGAUGCUGUUGGCCUUGAAAACGAGCUACAAAGCUGCAAUGGGCGAGGAUUACAAGGCUGACUGCCCUCCAGGAAACCCAGCCCCCGGGAGUGACCACGGUCCAGAUGCCACCGACCCCGAGGAGGACUUUGUGGACCCGUGGACGGUGCAGACGAGCAGCGCAAAGGGCAUUGACUACGACAAGCUCAUCGUCCGAUUUGGAAGCAGCAAAAUCGACAAAGAGCUAAUAAACCGAAUAGAACGAGCCACUGGGCAGAGGCCACACCACUUCCUGCGCCGGGGCAUCUUCUUCUCCCACCGAGACAUGAAUCAAGUUCUCGAUGCCUAUGAAAAUAAGAAGCCCUUCUACCUGUACACGGGCAGGGGCCCCUCUUCGGAAGCAAUGCAUGUCGGUCAUCUCAUCCCGUUUAUUUUCACGAAGUGGCUGCAGGACGUGUUCAACGUGCCCUUGGUCAUUCAGAUGACGGAUGAUGAGAAGUACCUGUGGAAAGACCUGACCCUGGACCAGGCCCACGGGUACGCCGUGGAAAACGCCAAGGACAUCAUCGCCUGUGGCUUUGACAUCAACAAGACCUUCAUCUUCUCCGACCUCGACUACAUGGGGAUGAGCCCGGGCUUCUACAGGAACGUGGUCAAGAUCCAGAAGCACGUGACCUUCAACCAGGUCAAGGGCAUUUUCGGCUUCACUGACAGUGACUGCAUUGGCAAGAUCAGCUUCCCCGCCAUCCAGGCAGCACCCUCCUUCAGCAACUCCUUCCCACAGAUCUUCAAGGACAGGACGGACAUCCAGUGCCUCAUCCCCUGUGCCAUCGACCAGGACCCCUACUUCAGAAUGACCAGAGACGUCGCCCCCAGGAUCGGCUACCCGAAGCCCGCUCUGCUGCACUCCACCUUCUUCCCCGCCCUGCAGGGGGCCCAGACCAAAAUGAGUGCCAGUGACCCCAACUCCUCCAUCUUCCUAACAGACACAGCCAAGCAGAUCAAGACCAAGGUUAACAAGCAUGCAUUUUCCGGAGGGCGGGACACCGUGGAGGAGCACAGGCAGUUCGGGGGCAACUGUGACGUGGACGUGUCCUUCAUGUACCUGACCUUCUUCUUGGAGGAUGACGACAGGCUGGAGCAGAUCAGGAAGGACUACACCAGUGGCGCCAUGCUCACGGGUGAGCUCAAGAAGGCCCUCAUCGACGUGCUGCAGCCGCUGAUCGCCGAGCACCAGGCCCGGCGCAAGGAGGUCACGGACGACAUCGUGAAGGAAUUCAUGACGCCCCGGAAGCUGCACUUUGACUUCCAGUAGCCCCUUC